This is a messenger RNA of Sesamum indicum (sesame), 4367 nucleotides long. Its product is annotated as cellulose synthase A catalytic subunit 2 [UDP-forming]. Gene Ontology annotation, cellular component: membrane. Gene Ontology annotation, biological process: cellulose biosynthetic process. The record is from RefSeq and is a predicted model, not a curated record. Gene Ontology annotation, molecular function: cellulose synthase (UDP-forming) activity. NCBI's taxonomy places the organism in Eukaryota, Viridiplantae, Streptophyta, Magnoliopsida, Lamiales, Pedaliaceae.
GGUUUAGCCAUCUUACAGAGAAUCCAAGUCCCACCCACCACUGCCUUUUCUCUCUCCUCAUAUCUCUAUCUCUCUCUCUCUAUCAAGACAACAACUUCAAAAAGUCCAUCAGUCCUGUCCAGCCAUAUUCCAGUGCAGAGUUAGCUUGUAAAGAAAACUAUAUAUAUAUAUAUUUCUUUAAUUAUUAUUAUAUUUAUCACAUUGACAUUUUUCAAGAAACACACACUAUCUAUAAACCUUUCCAGAGUAUUAUAUUUUAGUUUCUUUUUCGUUUUUUUUUUAAUUUCUUUUUCGCCAAUGUUCUGCUUUUUUACAAAUGCUUUUCCCAAUGUGGGGAUUUGGGGUCGCUGGUUUCUUCUAACGGGGUUUACAUUCGGUGCUCCAACCCUCAAUUUUUAGGGCAAAAGUUUCUUUUUCUCAGGCAUUGUGUUUUAAGGUUGAAUCUUGAGGUGGGAUUUUGUGUAUCUCAACUCAAAUUUUGGGCAACAAAAAGCUGGAUUUUUUCCAGCUGUUUUAUGGGCAUUGAGAGCUAAAUCUUGAGUGGGUUUUUAAGUGUGAUUGCAAGAUUUGUUCAUUUUUCUGCAAAGAAUUUUGUUUGCUGUUUGGAACUGAACCAAGAAGUGUGGCUUUCCGAAGCAAUCCCCAGUUGGGUUUCUUCAUUGAGGAGGGAUUGAGUACUAAGGUGGAUAAUUUGGGGUAUUUCUUGUGGAGUUUUUCUUAGUGGGAAUGGCGAUGAAUACAGGAGGGAGGCUUGUUGCUGGUUCUCACAAUAGAAAUGAGUUUGUGCUUAUUAAUGCUGAUGAAAUUGGAAGGAUCAAGUCCGUACAUGAACUAAGUGGGCAGACGUGCCAAAUCUGCGGGGAUGAAGUGGAGAUAACUGUAGAUGGGGAACUCUUUGUUGCGUGCAAUGAAUGUGCUUUCCCUGUCUGUAGAACUUGCUAUGAGUAUGAGAGGAAAGAGGGCACUCAGUGCUGUCCUCAGUGCAAAACCAGAUACAAACGCAUCAAAGGUAGCCCUAGAGUUGAGGGUGAUGAGGACGAAGAUGAUGUUGAUGAUUUGGAACAUGAGUUUGAUUAUGGGGACAUUGAGGCUUCAGGCUUCACACAAAGUGCAGGUGCUGUAACAUCUGGCCACGGUGGUUUGGCUGGAUCAGCAAAAACGUCAAAACAGGAUCCAUCUGCCCAGGGUCUUGAGAUCCCUCUUUUGACAUAUGGUGAAGAGGAUGCUGAGAUUGCGUAUAAUCAGAAUGCUAUCAUAGUACCCCCAUUUGCCAGUCAUGGGAAUGGAACUCAUCCAACUCCGCCUGGUACAACAGCACCUUUGCAUCCACGACCUAUGGUUCCGGAGAAAGACAUUGCAUUAUAUGGCUAUGGAAGUGUUGCAUGGAAGGAUCGUAUGGAGGAGUGGAAAAAGAGGCAAAAUGACAAACUUCAAGUGGUUAAACAUCAAGGGAAUAAUGAUGGUGGGGAAUUUGACGGGAGUGAGCUGGACACGGAUUUGCCUAUGAUGGAUGAGGGGAGGCAGCCACUGUCAAGGAAAUUACCCAUUGCUUCAAGCAAGAUAAACCCCUACAGAAUGAUAAUUUUGCUGCGACUUGUGGUUCUCGGAUUAUUUUUUCACUAUAGGAUUCUCAAUCCAGUUCCUGAUGCAUAUGGCUUGUGGAUGACAUCAGUUAUUUGUGAAAUAUGGUUUGCUGUAUCAUGGAUACUGGAUCAGUUUCCAAAGUGGUACCCAAUUGAGCGGGAGACAUACCUUGAUCGACUAUCGCUUAGGUAUGAAAAGGAAGGGAAGCCCUCAGAAUUAGCGGAUAUAGACGUCUUCGUCAGCACAGUCGAUCCCAUGAAAGAACCUCCACUGAUUACUGCAAACACAGUUCUCUCCAUCCUUGCAGUGGAUUAUCCAGUCGACAAAGUAGCAUGCUAUGUUUCAGAUGAUGGUGCAGCCAUGCUUACUUUUGAAGCACUUUCUGAGACAUCCGAAUUUGCUCGAAAAUGGGUUCCCUUCUGUAAGAAGUUUAACAUUGAACCACGAGCCCCAGAAUGGUACUUUUCCCAGAAGAUGGACUAUUUGAAAAACAAAGUACAUCCUGCAUUUGUGAGAGAAAGGCGUGAAAUGAAGAGAGAAUACGAGGAGUUCAAAGUUCGUAUCAAUCGUUUGGUGGCCAUGGCUGAAAAGGUUCCCGAGGAUGGUUGGACAAUGCAAGAUGGGACGCCCUGGCCUGGUAACAAUGUCAGGGACCAUCCUGGUAUGAUCCAGGUAUUCCUUGGUCAUGAUGGUGUUCGUGAUAUUGAAGGCAAUGAGCUGCCUCGGCUGGUUUAUGUUUCCCGUGAAAAAAGACCUGGCUUUGAGCAUCAUAAGAAAGCUGGUGCUAUGAAUGCGCUGAUUCGGGUUUCGGCUGUUUUGUCCAACGCUCCUUAUCUUCUGAAUGUUGACUGCGAUCACUACAUAAACAACAGCAAAGCUCUGAGAGAGGCUAUGUGUUUUAUGAUGGAUCCAACUUCAGGAAAGAAAGUAUGUUACGUGCAGUUUCCGCAAAGAUUUGAUGGGAUUGAUCGUCAUGAUAGAUAUUCCAACCGUAAUGUCGUAUUCUUUGAUAUCAACAUGAAGGGUUUGGAUGGUUUGCAAGGGCCUAUAUAUGUUGGAACUGGGUGUGUCUUCAGAAGGCAAGCACUGUAUGGAUAUGAUGCUCCCGCUAAGAAGAAACCACCCAGCAAGACGUGCAACUGCUGGCCAAAAUGGUGCUGUUUGUGUUGUGGUUCUAGAAAGAACAAGAGAAGCAAAACAAAGAAAGAUAAAAAGAAGUCAAAGCACAGAGAAGCAUCAAAGCAAAUACAUGCUCUUGAAACUAUAGAAGAAGGGAUUGAAGAAACAAAUAUUGUCGCUCGACCUCCUCUGUCCCAGGAGAAACUUGAGAAGAAGUUCGGGCAAUCACCAGUAUUUGUGUCCUCAACGUUGCUAGAAAAUGGUGGUAUUCCUAAGACUGUUAGUUCACCAUCCCUCUUAAAGGAGGCCAUUCAUGUUAUCAGCUGUGGUUAUGAAGAUAAAACCGAAUGGGGGAAGGAGGUUGGCUGGAUUUACGGCUCCGUCACAGAAGAUAUCCUGACGGGGUUCAAGAUGCAUUGUCAUGGCUGGCGUUCUGUUUACUGCAUGCCUAAGAGGCCUGCGUUUAAGGGAUCUGCUCCCAUCAAUCUUUCCGAUCGUCUUCACCAGGUUCUUCGAUGGGCUCUUGGAUCGGUCGAGAUUUUUCUGAGCAAACACUGCCCUAUUUGGUAUGGGUAUGGAGGUGGAUUGAAGUGGUUGGAACGAUUUUCCUAUAUAAACUCUGUUGUAUAUCCCUGGACUUCUCUUCCAUUGCUUGUCUACUGUACAUUACCAGCCAUCUGCCUUCUUACAGGGAAAUUUAUUGUCCCUGAGAUCAGUAAUUAUGCCAGCAUCAUAUUCAUGGCCCUCUUCAUCUCCAUUGCCGCAACCGGUGUCCUUGAAAUGCAAUGGGGCGGCGUUCCUAUCGACGACUGGUGGAGAAACGAGCAGUUCUGGGUUAUCGGAGGAGUUUCGUCUCACCUCUUUGCCCUCUUCCAAGGUUUGCUCAAGGUUUUGGCUGGUGUAAGCACAAAUUUCACCGUCACCUCAAAAGGAGGCGAUGAUGGAGAAUUUGCCGAGCUAUAUAUCUUCAAGUGGACAUCAUUGUUGAUCCCGCCCACGACUUUGUUGAUCAUAAACAUAGUCGGGGUCGUGGUCGGCAUUGCUGAUGCCGUGAAUAACGGGUACGAUUCUUGGGGGCCGUUGUUCGGUAAACUAUUCUUCGCCAUUUGGGUUAUCAUGCACCUCUACCCAUUCCUCAAGGGGUUGACAGGCAAACAAGACAGAGUUCCUACCGUAAUCGUGAUAUGGUCAAUUCUCCUUGCAUCAAUACUAACCCUCGUGUGGGUUCGGGUGAACCCGUUCAUUUCAAGAGAGGGGCCGAUACUGGAAAUUUGCGGGCUUAACUGUGAUGACUAAGGAGUCAUUCAGCAGCUCAAAUUACACUCUUCUGCAAAUCACAAGUUGUUGGAGUAGGAAUCUCCUUGUGCAGCCCAGACAUUCUGGAACGGUUUUGUCCGAUUCGAUUUGCCUAAGGUAGAAUAAAAGUGUUUGUGUUGAUCAAAAGUUGUGUAGAUAUGAGGAGGUGGGAACUGACUGAUUGAUAUUUGUUUUUGAGAUGGUUCCAUUGAUUCUUUUGUUGGAUAUACAUAUGUAUGUGGUUGUUGUCAUGGUGUCUAGUGUUUAUCAGGGGAUAUAUAUACUGUAAGUUAUGGCCCUCAAAGGGUUGAAAUAUGUAAACUGCAGAAAGGUCAUAUACUUGUUCAAUAUCAUUCUUUGUUCUCUCC